Molecule: messenger RNA, 2065 nt
Organism: Ixodes scapularis (black-legged tick)
Lineage: Eukaryota; Metazoa; Arthropoda; Arachnida; Ixodida; Ixodidae
Exons: 3
Coding region: 145-1062 (305 amino acids)
Source: RefSeq, a predicted model, not a curated record
AAUACAAUCCAAGCCCGUCCGGGGCUGCUGUCCGCCAUUUUUGUGGGCCCGAGCUAUGACGGUGCGGACGUGAGAUUUCUCAGCGCGGUUUACUGUUCAGAUCGGCUCAAAUAAAUUUGUAAAAGCGAUUCAAAAAAAAAAAAAAUGACGAUCUGUGCGGUGAACGGGUGUUCGAACAGAAGUUCGCGCCGCAACCCGACGACGCCGAGCGUGAGCUUUUACUGUCUGCCCAAAGUGAUCAGCAACCAGUGCGAUCGGACCCGCCAGCUUUCCGAAAAGCGUCGGAAACUGUGGCUGGAAAAAAUCAACCGGCGCGAGCUGUAUUUCAAGAAGGAUAUCCGGAUCUGCAGCGUCCACUUUAUCUCCGGAAAGCCCGCCUACCUGAUGCACGACAGUCAUCCCGAUUGGCUGCCCUCCUUAAAACUCGGCCGAGAAGACGGCCCCAAGCCGUCUCGACCCCGGCGAGCGAGGAAAGUGCAAAGCAGGAGGCAAGAGGAAGCUGCGGAUGAAAAGGAAGUUGGGGAGGCCACGGAAGUUGCAGGCAACAACCAGGUUGCGAGCGAGAGAGUUUCAAACAAAAACAAAAUUUUGAGCCACAAAAAAGUUUUGAGUAACAAAAGGACUUCGAGCAACAGACAAGUUAGGAGCAGGAGAAAUGUUGUGGGCAAUGUAAAAACUGCAAACACCGAAGUGGCUUUGAGCAACAGGCAAGUUAGAAGCAACAAGAGAGCUGCAAACGUCAAGAAGGCUACGGGAAACAGGAAAGUCGCAGACGAGAAAGAAGUUGCAGAGGACAAGGAGGUUGCAGUCAGCAAAGAAGUUGCAGCGCAAGGCUUGCUGGAGCUGGCGGGGAUGCGAACGAGAGAAGAAACAGGGCUGUCAGCUGUUCAAGAAUGGCUGAAGCUUUACGAUGGCAAUGUGGAUAUGGAACAAGAAACAGGCGUAGGCACCCAGACCACACUGAAGAUACGAGACAUUGUUGCGCUGGAACUCGAGUGCCGCAACCUGAGGAGGCAGUUGCACGAGUUGCGAGAGAGGAAACCGACUUCCAGCAGUGGUUGAUGGGCGAGGACUCGUGCAGCCAGCAUUGGGUCGACAUUUUGAUUUGCUCCAGGCUCCAUAGUGCUCCAUAGUGGCAGUGUUCUUUUAAAGGACAACUCCACUCAAUUCUUCAGGAUAAGUGAUAUCACAUUAAGAAGUACCGAUAAAAGGCACUACAUCCUUUGCUUCAGUAAAAAUGAGAAAUAUUUUGUGAAAUCUUACUUUAAACGCGAGCAGAAACCGAAGCCAAAGCUUUGCCUCUGUCGGGCAACAUUGGCCUUGGGCCUUUAAAAAGGUGGCUUCUGUGUGGUAUAAGCAGUCACGUGAUCCUCUAAGUGAUGACGGGCAAAAUCGGGGUGGGCCAUUAUUAGGGCUGAUGUGUGCAAAGCGCAAGUGUCCUCUGCACCGCAGUCUGCAUCACGUUUCGGUGUCUACGAUAUCCGACGACAUCUGCACAACUGCGGCAUUGGUCUGUUCACGUAGUGUGAUUGAAACUCCAAGAGACAAUUAUCAGAGCCGGCGAGGCGACGAGACGACGGUGCUCGGAAGACGACGGGACGGCUCCCAAGGCUGAGAAGUGCGCUGCGCAGGCGCGUCAUGCCAGUCACGUGGACACCGCUGAGCCAACGCAAUUGGUCAGUGCCAAGAGGAGACGCUGCUCACGUCGCCUGUUACGCUCACUCGGAAAAGCAAAAACAAGCAAAACGUAGUAAUGUCGAUGACGUUUAGCUCAAUGUCAACAACACCAACACCGUAGCCUCGACUGCGCUGUUGAUCACGCCUCAAUUCACCCGCCAGAGUCGGCCGAGUUUGGCAACUUGUCGUGUUCCAAAGUUUGCCGGACCGAAGAUACAUUUAGACAGAACUAUGUCGUAAUAUUUUAUGUGCGGUGUUUCUAGAUGAUACUAACAAAAGCUGCGUUUUUUUGUUUGUUUUUUUUUUAAACAAAAAAGAAGUUGAGUUGUUUUUUAAUGUAUUUGUUUUUAUUGUUAUUAAAGAGAAAUGCAACACCUGUGCCAUGGAA